UAAAUCCCCCACUAUUGCACACGCGACAGUCUUGGAGAGUUGAUGUGAGGCGCAAAACAUGCGUGCAUUUACAGCUGUUUCCCAGUUGCUGACUGGCCGUCGAGUGGUUUAUAGUGAUAGACAGAGACGGCUAAUAUUCAUAAAUAUAUCUAUACGUAGGAACGAGAGAGAAAGAGUGGAAGAAGAGGAGGAAAAAAAAUAUAUUCAACCGAUAACCCUCUUUUUUCCCUCUUUCGUGGAUAUAUUUUUACAACGUCAUCAACAAUCAUUGGUCAUUGCUGAGAGACUUGACAAUUAUUUUGUGGACAUAUUUAUGUCUUUAUCUAUCUCGUGGUUACACGAAAUGGGUGAAGACUGGAGAUUCUUCGUCAUCACUUCGGAAAAAGAGAAAAAAAAGCCCAUGAAUACGACAGAUUUUCGUGAGUCUGUGAACAGUCGUGUCCCCGAACAAAAUUUAUUUUCGUUCUUUUGCAUAACCACCAAGCUGACAAUUAUUUGCGUUCGUUCGUGAUAUAAAGAUUAUCACUUUUAUUGUUAUUGCAACAAACGGGAAAAUAAUAACAACAAUUGGAAAAAAAAAGUUUUAAAAAAUAUCAAAAACGAAGACAGUGGCUAAAUUAAACAAAGAAAAUAACGAGAUACGAAGAUAACGUCAAUGAUACAUACGCUCGUGCACUCCCUGUAAACCUGUUAACAACACUUUCAAUUUAUUAAUUGUUUCACUUGUGUGUGAACACCACUCGUCAGUAUACCACUUGGUCAGUGUUGAAGCACGCGAGUUCUAAAUCAUUUAAAUCUACCUUCUAUCUGUGCCGAUAGAAGAGCCAACUGGUACUGCAACUGAUACCAUUUGUCUUCUUAUUUUUAUCUACUGAUUGGUCAGGGAUAAAAAUAAGAUAUUGGUUAUAAUUCCAAAAUUCAAGAAAAUAAGAAGACGAUUUUUAAAAUACAUAUUCAUAUCAACAAUGGGAUUAGCAGAUGCUGAUCUGAGUAUGGGAGCAGGUGGUACAGGAGGAUCAGUCCUCGGAAUUCCAGGUUCAGGAGUUGGUGGUGUUUUAUCCCAACACUGUGCUAUUUGUGGUGAUAGAGCAACAGGAAAACAUUACGGUGCAGCUUCAUGUGAUGGUUGUAAAGGAUUUUUCCGGCGCUCAGUUAGAAAAAAUCAUUUGUACACGUGCAGAUUCAGCAGAAAUUGCGUUGUGGAUAAGGACAAACGAAAUCAGUGUAGAUACUGCAGGCUAAGAAAAUGCUUUAAAGCUGGUAUGAAGAAAGAAGCGGUGCAGAAUGAACGAGACCGGAUAAGUUGUAGAAGACCAAGUUAUGAAGAGCAGACAAGCAAUGGAGGUGGUCUAUCCGUUGUCUCUUUGCUUCAAGCUGAAAUGCUCAGCAGACAAGUCGGGGCGGCCUUAGAGGUUCAGCAACUGGGAAGCCCAAGUAAUGAGACUGAUCUCAGUAAUAAACAGAUAGCAAACAUCAAUGAUGUGUGUGACAGCAUGAAACAGCAACUAUUAAUUUUAGUAGAGUGGGCGAAAUAUAUUCCUGCAUUCAGUGAACUCACCCUUGAUGAUCAAGUUGCUUUGCUUAGGGCACAUGCUGGAGAACAUCUUCUUCUUGGUGUAGCAAGGCGUAGUAUGCAUCUCAAUGACGUCUUACUACUAGGCAAUAAUUGUAUUAUUACAAAAAGUUGUCCUGUAAUAUCAUUGUCUGCAGAAGGACGUAAUCAAGACCUAGAUAUGAGCCGAGUUGGAAUACGAAUAAUGGAAGAACUGGUCAAGCCCCUGAACGAAGUUCAAAUUGAUGACACGGAAUUUGCUUGCCUCAAAGCCAUAGUAUUUUUCGAUCCAAAUGCAAAAGGAUUGAGUGAACCUGCACGAAUAAAGCAUUUACGUUAUCAAAUCCAAAUAAAUCUUGAAGAUUAUAUCAGUGAUCGUCAAUAUGACAGUCGAGGUCGAUUCGGUGAAAUUCUUUUAACACUACCAGCUCUACAAUCAAUUUCUUGGCAAAUGAUUGAACAAAUUCAGUUUGUAAGAUUGUUUGGAGUUGCCCACAUCGAUAGUUUACUUCAAGAAAUGCUAUUGGGAGGUGCUUCUACUGAACUUAAUGGUACAGCAACUCCUCUACCUAUUUCUAACCCACCUGAGAGUUACGUGAGUAGUAAUGAAAGUCCAAGUAGCCCAUUAACUCCAGCUAAUGUUGGUCCUCUGAGUCCACAAGACCACAUGCUAGGUGCAGGCAGUCCAGUAAUGAUCUUACGUGAUUUAACUUCAAUUACUUCACAUGAAGAAAAUAAUUCUGUUACGGGGUUUCGACUUUUUAAGCAGGAACCGAGUUUAGAAACAGAAACAACAUUUUGACUAGAUUUUGAAGAGGUAGUUUUAAGAACUUGACAUUUUUUAAGAUCAAUAAUUGCAUCUUGCCUUCUUUUAAGAAUACCUCAUCUUAUUUUACAGCUAAAUAAGAGUGAUAUUACAUAAUUAUCAUACUAAUAUUGUAAAAUGAAUGUUUACACAAUUUCAAAUUGUGUAGUGUUGAUAAAUAUACAACCAAGUGCCUUGAUCCAGUCAAAUUGACAUUUAUAUAAAAAUAUUUGUAUACAUCCAGAGUAUAUUUUAUAUCAAAAAUAGUUUCGAGUUAAGUUAAAGUAAUAGUAGUUAAGAUUAAAUAAUUUAUCGAGUUCUAAAAUACAUUAUAAUCAUCAUCAUAAUCGAUAUAAUCACAAAAGUCAAAACAUACCUAGUGCUCAAACUCUUGCUCAAUAUUAACUUAGAUGUUAAGAAUAUAAUUAAUAUUAUACCUAUCAUAAUCAAAUAGAAGAAGCGCUCGAUAUAAGUAUAGGCUAUGGAUCAAUAGAAUAUAUUGAUAAUUUUAUAUGAAUAAAAUUUUGUGAAAAUUAUAAUUUGUAGAAUAAGGACGCAUAAUAUGUGAUAUUAUGUUGAAUAGUGAAACAUCAAUUUAUUGUUAAUUCUUUUUAAUGAAUAAUUAAAGUAAAAUUUUCUUCUAAUUUUUUUUUGCUCUAAUUGAGGAUAAUAAUAAUGAAUAAUUUUAGAGGAUUAUUUAUAAUAAUCAAAUAACUAUUUUGAUAUUAUACAUGAAUGCAAUUUCCAACAUUAAAGACAAGUGAGUCAGUAAUAAAUAUAAAAAUAAUCACUGUUUAUGAGUUUAGCAGUUUGUCAAAAAUUUCUUUGAAUAAUUAUUAUAAGAGCUUUGAU
Chelonus insularis is the source of this 3209-nucleotide messenger RNA. RefSeq names its product Hepatocyte nuclear factor 4 (gene Hnf4). Bases 966 to 2354 code for a protein of 462 amino acids. NCBI's taxonomy places the organism in Eukaryota, Metazoa, Arthropoda, Insecta, Hymenoptera, Braconidae. The transcript has 7 exons. Gene Ontology annotation, biological process: regulation of transcription by RNA polymerase II; anatomical structure development; cell differentiation. Gene Ontology annotation, cellular component: nucleus. The record is from RefSeq and is a predicted model, not a curated record. Gene Ontology annotation, molecular function: RNA polymerase II cis-regulatory region sequence-specific DNA binding; zinc ion binding; nuclear receptor activity.